AUGGAUGCUCCGACAUUGAACAUGACGAGGCCGUCAGUGGCUCAUUUUUAUGUUGAGGUUGAUCUUACAAAGGAGCUUCCAAAAUCAGUUAAAGUUGAGGAAAAAAAGGGGAAGAAGAACGACCAGUUGUUUACCUAUGAACAUGUGCCGGAUUAUUGCUCCAAUUGUAGCAAAAUUGGCUAUAGAAAGGAGGAGUGUCAUGCCGGAAUUCUGAAACCGAUGGAAAAGAAGAACAAGGCUCCUGCUCAAAAGACUCAAGUUCAGUCAAAAGGGAACUUGGCGAACAAUGGAGGAGACGUGAAGUCGCAAGGUGGAGCUUUGCGUUCUAACACUCCAUCGCAACUUGUGGAAAACCCUAAGGCAGCGGAAGGUCUGUCGCUCAAGGGGGUUACAGAUUCGGAUGCUUUGACUUUAGGGCUAUCUCGGCGUGAAAAAGAGGCCAUCCCUGUGGAUGUUCCAGCAACAGUACAAGGGAAGUCUGAUGGUUCUUCUAAGACUGCAGUUGCGGCGACUCUACCCGAAACCUUGAAUGUAGCAACUGGAAACCCUAAUUCGACGGGUUCGAAUCGUUUCUCUGUUCUCGCCUCGAUAUUGGAGAUUGACGAUGAAAUUAGUUCUGAUGAUGACAAUGUGGAGACGGUUUAUGUGGAGGAGUCACCAACCAGAACAACGGAUGAUCUUAAUCAAGUGUUAGUGUUAUUUGAAAAUCCAAAGAAACUGAGUUUGUUAACUGAUGACAAUUCUGUUGGUGAAAAGGAGGAAGCGGUGAAAAGGAGGAAGCGGUGA
Oldenlandia corymbosa var. corymbosa is the source of this 786-nucleotide messenger RNA. The record is from the annotation of a GenBank genome assembly. Lineage: Eukaryota; Viridiplantae; Streptophyta; Magnoliopsida; Gentianales; Rubiaceae.